AUGAAUUCGGAAAAAGGUGAUGUCGAGAAAUGGAAACUACACUCUCUGCUAUCUUUUCUUGUCGCGGGGAAAAAAUCCGUUUCUCGUUCCCCGGAGCCCUAGUUUGUUCGAUGUUUUCAUUUUCAUUAUCUUCUGGGCAACAGUGGUCGAUUUCCUCGGUCAAGUCGCUUUGCUGCUGAGGCUCCCGAGCUCUUCCCUUCGGAAGAUUGCGGCGAAGGUGGAACUUCGGCAUUACGGUAAUUCUUUUGAGCUUGAAAGUCUCCUAACAAAUAUCACAGAAACUUGAUGCUUCAAUAUUCCCAAAUUUGGAGAGUUUUGUAUCUGAGUUAGAUAAUUCGUUUUACAUUUCUCGUCGGUAAGAUUUUUUAGAUACAUUAUGAAUACAGCGUUCUUGAUUGUUUACCUUCUUUGACUGGUUUGUUUAGACGCUGGAGAUUACGUCAUUCGCCAAGGCGAAAAAGCGGAUGGAAUCUAUUUUAUCUGGAAGGGGAAUGUAAGAAUAUUUCUUCCCAACCUUUUCAAUAAUUUCUUAUCUAAAUCUUACAUUUUAUAAUAGCCUUCGUGCACGGGGCUCGAAUUGGAAUUCAAUUCACUGUCAAUAUGGUGUUGUACGUCUGCGAUGCUCAUUUUAAUAUUUUCGGAUUAUUCGCGGUAAACUAUUGAAUUUUGAUGCCGAUUCCUCCAUUAAAACGAGAACUAGUUCUAUUUCUGAAUUCCCUUGCAUACAUCAUCCAAAUUUAUUUUUUUCCUUCUACUUGUUCCCCUUUGACAAACAUUUUUGGAUGGAAGGCUGCAAAUAGCUUCUCUUUUUUUGCUUGUUUGUUUCACCACUUUUGUCAUUUUCUCCAAGGAGUUAGUUGAUCAACUAGUCUGUAGCCAAUUAUACUAAAUGAAUUCUUCUUUUCAGUUUAAUUGCUCUGUUCCCUUGAUCACAGCAGUGAUCUUGGCUUGCUGCUUCAUGGCGCCAUAUUACCUUUUUUCUACCUACUUCUCCCAACGGGAUAAAACGAGGGUGGGGCAUUUAUAUUUGCAUUUAGAUGAGAGACUCUCGAAAGAUAAGAGUUGUGGUAAGAUCGACUCUACUGUUACAUCGUUUGGCUUUGCUCAGUGGGACAGUUAUUUUUCAAUGGGAAUGUUAUAUGUGUCAUCCAUAUCAUACAUCAUCGUACUGCUUCAUCCAACAGAUUUGGUUUAACCUUUUAGGGCUUGCAACAUCAAAGGUCUGAAGAUUUGACAAACAUAUGCAACAUGCUGUCAGCCUAAUAUCUACAUCCCGCUUGUGUGAUAAAAUUGACAUUUGUAAUAGUGUCACCAUUUUGAGAGAUGGCAGAUUUCCUUCCAAUGAUUAAACCGUUUAAAAUUUGGUUGAGAUUAUAAAAAAUUCUAAAGUUAAAUGUCCAAAAGGUAAUUCAAAACGUCCUUUUUAAUUUACUUCACAAUACAAGCUCGACUCUUGCUCUAAUUACAUGAACUCUAAAGAUGGGAUCUCCAAAUAUGGCUGCAUUUCCCCAUACAACUUGAGAUCUCUGGAAUUUAAACUUGUAAGAGAUGAAAAUAUUCGUGGGGAUUUGCUGAAAUUAUCAUUUCAUGAGGGUUCUCAUGAAUAACUGAUAGUCUUCUAUACUAUUCAAUGCCUAUGGAUUCGGACAAAUACUCCUUUGUUAUUUAGAGAUGGGUAAAAAUGGAGUUGUUGAUUUUCAAUCUCAAGAUGGAUGUUUCUGAGUUGAUUUGAGAAAACUUCUUAUGCAAAGUCAUAUGCAAGGAUUUGCAUCAAAGCUAACCCCGUAAGAAAGAGAACCUAUUCGCAGAUGAUUUAGUGCUGAAAGAACAACCACUGGAACGACAGAUUGUAAUGACGAGGAUAGUAAAGCUUAAAACGUGACUGCAAACGUAUUACUGUGCAUGGGUGCUCAAACUAGAUUGGACUCAGCAUGGGUUCUCAAACUAGAUUGGACUCACCUCAUGUGGUUGCUUUUUUAUUCAUGUUCUCUGCCUUGGCGUACCUUUCUCUAAAAACUCUCUUUCAUUAGUAGAAUAGCUGCACUAUAAAUGAAAGCCAUGCUAAUCCCGAUUUUAUUUGUCUCAUAGUUUGUGAGGUGCUGUGAUUUAUUUAUUUUUGGAUAUCAGAUUAUUACAUCAUUGGAGAUGAAUGGUGUCAUCGACUAUGCAUAUUAAAAGUACCUUUUAUAGUUGCUGCAGAUUUUAAAACCUGAAAAAUCAACUCAUUGUAGAGAGCUCUGUUGGUCGUUCAUGCUGGUGUAUAUUACCUUUUGUUUGCAGUUUGACAUCAAGUCUAUGUAAUCCUGGACGUUUUACCUGUAGGCUGAAGUUUUCGAAUCAGUUGAGUCAGAGGAGGCAAGCUAUCCUUUGAAGGAAUAUGACUAUUUUGGCUACGGUAAACAAAUCCUCUCUUUAUUAGAACACUAUUUCCAUGGAAAAAAAAAUGCUGCAUCAUUUAUUAGAACAUCAUUUGUGAAGACCACAUCUCAUUUCUACUCCGUUCAUAUUGAAUGCAUAGAAUCCUAGUAUCUAAUUCUUCCCCUUUUAAGAAAAAAAGUUCAUGGCUUAUCGAAUCAACUUUCUUAAGAAAAACUUUUGUAUGAAUCUUCACACGUAUUGCUCAUUAAGGGCUAUAUUUGGAGAGACAGAGAGAGGGUUUUAGGUUAGCUAACUUCAGUCGUUUGGCCUUUAUCAUGGUUAACAUUGUCCAUCUUUCAAGGCUUGUUUCUUCUUUUGAAACUAUCGUGGGUUGUUUCCUUUUACAUAUGAUUGUUUGGCUUCUUUUACAUAUGAUUGUUUGGCUUCUUUUACAUAUGAUUGUUUGGCUUCUUUUACAUAUGAUUUUUGAUUGUGCUUUCUCUCUAGAGAUUUGACUGAUGCUAAACUUUGAACGAAAUAUGUGAAGCCAAGUUUGAAUGAUGAAUUUUUGCUAAAUUCGAACCAGCUCUCGACAUGAAAGUGGCUCAUUCUUUAUGCAGUGUCUUGGAAAUUUGGACAGAAAGAAACAUGCUCAGUUUCCAAGGUAGCUAUUAUAAGUUUUAGUUGGUUAUGCUUAGAUUAAAGAGUAGAAGAGCUUUUUCUGUAAGGAGAAAGUUGACGAGUCUAUUAUUUUGGGUAUGGUGGGAUCCUAGUAUGGAUGUUGCUGUUGUAGGACCUCAAUUUCGAAGUUUAUUGGAGCUUCUGAGUUGCACUUUUUACAUACUCUCUUUUUGCUAUCUACAGUAUGUAUUUUACUUAUGAAAUUUGGAGGGAGGUAUGGGUCCCCUGACAGACCUAAGUUGCUUGAUUUGAACUUAUGCAUAUAAGUUUCCUGUAAACUUUUACAUCUUGUAAUAGAAUUUGUGAUAAAUUCAAGCAGCAAGCGAAAAGGAAGAAGAGGAGGAACCCAAGAAACCCUAGUUGGAGCGUUCUAGGUGGAAAGAAAUAUUUCGCAGAAUUUUUCCCCGAGCUAGGUCUUGUUGAUAUAUCUUAUUGGCUGGAGGUCAAGUACCUUAGUAAAGACUGAGCCUGUACUAAAAAGCAAACAGACUCUUCUCAAUUUAUCUUAGCCCUAAGUAUCAUUAUUCUGAAUUGUACUUUUUUUUACAUUCAUAAUAUAAGCCAUUGGGCUAUUUUAGUAAUUAUUUAUUUGAGGUCUUGCAUGAAAAUAUCAGAUACAAUCGCUGAACAUAAGAAAGCUGUGGCAAGAAGUUUACAGGACAAUCUAGUUCGUUAGACAAAUUAGUUUUUUCAGUGUUAGAUGUUAUGGAGCUGUUCAGAAUCUUACAUAAGGCUUUUGUCUUAAAAUGGUAAAGUCAUCCUUUUUGGAAGAGUAUAUAAGAAAGAAAAGCUUUCUCUUAAAAAUGAGGUUGCUAGGUGUGUGAUCUAUCACCAUGAAUUCAUUACUUAUCUGUCAGUAUAUGCAUUUUCAUUUUGGGAAAAUUGUGUUUACUUUUUUGAUUAGGCAGAUGCAAAUCGUUUUCUAGCUUCAUGAGAAUACAUACACAUGAUAAAAUAUCAAUAAAAUUAGUUUUUUUUUCUCAAGUGGGCCAUUGGUUAGGAUUAUGAGAAACUCAGGUGGAAAUUCCUUUUAUAGGUGCUGUGAAAUAUGGACUUCGAUAAAAGUUGGUUAGGAUGGAUCCAAGCCUGCGUUUUCUCUGUCAUUUUCUUUUUAUUUAAAUGAAGGACUCUUGAUAUACGUCACAAGAGGUCUCAAAUAAGGUGGCUCUUUAUCCACCGAACUCUUUUCCCUAGAAAGUGAAGUGUUUGGCAAAAUAAGGGAAUGAGCAGAAGAAUUGGUUGGCUUAAGAGGUUUCAAUACCCACAGCGCACAUUGAUGACAUACAUAUAAUAUUUCGAUAACCUAUUUUAUUCAUAUCCAUGGAAGAGGAAGAGCUAUACACGAUAGCUAGAAUGACAUUAAGGCUCUUGGAAGACGCUACUGGCAGUGAAGUUAAGUAUGAGAAAAGCAUGGUUGUUGGCUUAAGCAAGGCGAGAAUGGAGCCCGGGAGGGCAGCUUUACCUUAUAAUUUUGAGCUAGGAAAAUUUAUUUUAUCUUAUCUACGGACGCCAUCACCAGGCGAUCUAUAUUCCAGAGGGACCUGUCAAAGUUGGCACAAAAGCUUUUAAAUCAACUGGCGGUUGGAAUGAGAAACUUCAAACUUAUGGAAGGAGGUUCACUUUGUGUUAGUCUUUGCCAAUCUACCAUCUCUCUAUUUGGGAUCCCUAAACAAUGUCUACUAUGCUUAACGUUAUUUAAUGCAGAUAUUCUUUUGUCAUACUUAGUCACAUGUUGAUGAUAACAUGAUAUUAAUUGGAGGGCUGGGUUAUAAACUCGACGAUAUCUGUAUUAUAAAUUUCAAUUCAGCUUUGUUAAAUGAAUGACUUCGUACGUUGAGAUACAGGGACUUUGGUUCAAUGUAGCCAAGAAAAAGUAUUAUAGAAGCAGAUGAUGAAAUAUUAUAUCCAAUAAUAUUAAUAAAAAGUAAAGAUAUGCAAGGAUGUCUUUUGAGUUGCAUUUGUGGUAUAAUUCAACUCAGAGAUUUGUUUGAGGAAUGUGCAAGUGAAUCUUUUCUAGGACUCUUUGCGAGACUUAUAUUCUUUAUUAACAGUUUCAACUUCUCUUCAUGUCAACAGAAAACCUUAACAUCACCAUUGCACAGGUUUUUAGUUACACAAUAUUAUGAGGAUGAUGGUGGCUAGCGUUCAGGAGCAAUGCCAGGGAUGAGAAGAUUCAUUAACUUGAAUAUUUUUAAGCUUGUGUAUGCUUAUGAAUAGAUGAAAGCAUGUGCAAAUGUUUUUGGAUUCAUUCAGUUUUCGAUUUACACCUGCCUGAUACAAUAAACGUACAAGGAAUUCUUUUCAGAGAUCAUGGUUGACCCCCCCCCCCCCCCCUUCCCGGUUUAGUGAUGUCAUGAUGCAGUUAUUUGAACGGUUUUUUGAGCUGCCAGUCUCUUACCUAUAAUGGAUUUUUUAAGGGGAGUUUGGAUAAUAAAUCUCAAAUAGACAACCUUGAGUAGUGGCUUUCCCUUGUCUGUGUGCUACUGCGUAUCCAAUCUACUUCUGCCCUCCUAGAAUGUUUUUCAUGUCUAGUUAAGCCGUCUAGGUACUAGGCUUGUUUUUCCAGAAGACGGUCUUCAUUUCAUGUUUUUCUAAAAGUUAUUUGGAACCUGGCGUGCAAGCAUUGAUGAUAGAGUUUUGAACGCAGCAUAAUAUUUUUGUGUAUCAAUGACUUUGGCUAUUCUUUGUGUGUGAUUAUAAUUUUCACAUAAGAAAUGUAUGGAUAUCCCCUUCCGGAAUGUUGAUUUUACAUACUAGUUGGUAUCUACAAUUUUGAAAUUUCAGUUGCGAAAAAUAAUUUCUUUUUUUAUUUUGUAUUUGUGUGGAUGACUUGCAUGGAACUACGAUAUUCUUGGGCUGAUUUUGAAUGGUUUUUUUAUGCCAGUAGACUCACACUCUGUUUUGUUACAAUUUCCUAGGUAUUGGUGUUUCAAUUAAUGAAGUCAGCGUGGUUUCUUUAUCUAAGGUGAGCUUUGCAGUCUAGUGUUAUCAUCAAUUCUUUUCACUCUUAUCAUCCAUUCUCUUGUCCUCUUCAGGCCAUAUAGUAACCUCAUGAAAUCAUUUUUCCAACAUUCUUACUUCUCCCCUUCUGUCUAUCAGUUUUUUUCUCCCUUCUUUGGUACAUUGUCCUGUCAGACAAUUCAAAUUCUUCUAACAAUAUCCAAAUUUGACCAGAGUCAGUAUCAAUGGAACCCAUGAAUCAUUCAUCAGGAUAUUUAAUGUUAUCUCUGGUUCUUCUAACCUGUUUAGCCUGACUGGCAGAUCGAGUCUAUACACCUAUAUUUCCUGUGAUCCAUAUAUUGGAAAUUUUAAGCAUUAGCCUGAGCAGAUUAGGAUUAAGUUGUAUAUCAUGUCUCUUCUGAAAAACUUUUCCUGGAAAAUAAAUCUUAUCUUAAUUUCUCUUGGCAGCUGACCUGCCUGGUAUUGCCACAAGAGUACUUCAAUUUGCUGCAACCUAACUUCAUCUGGAAUGCAGAUGAAUCACCUGAAAGUUUAUCUAUUGUCGAGCAGACAUUACGCCUUGAGCCAAUUGAAGUAAGCAUCUUUUCUUCUGGUUGUUGCAUUCCAUAUGACUUUUAGUUGUUCUGUUAAGUCAAAUUACGGUACCACUGAUUGAAUUAAAAAGUAGAAUUCGUCUAAGGCCAGCACACAUUCUGUCAUUCUUUAGACGUGAAAAUCAGGUCAGUUAUUCAUAUUCAAUAUUAUUAUUUUUGUUGGGUUUCUGGAACAAACUUUAAACAAGUGACUGAAAAUCAGAAAGUUUUGAACUUUCCAUCAUUUCUAUGGAAAAAAUGGAUUCGAAUCUAGAGAUACAAAGGGGAAGAAGACUGUUACCCUAAGUAUUUCAAUUCCAUAAGAAUACUUAGCCGAGAAGUAUCAUAGAGGUCCUCGGCAGUUUAUCUUAAAUUGAUGUGGCCAUUGUGUCUUUAGAAAAGCUUGUUUAAGACUAUGGAUGCUUUAUUGUGUCAAUAUACUUCAUCAGGAUUGUAAGAGAGGCCAAUCCAAAUCAUGUAGACUUCUACCAAAUCACCUAAAUAGACAGGCAUUUUUUACAUCCAUUUCUUAAAGUUCCCAUUUGUGAAGUGUGACUACAAUCAAGGUACAUAUUAGUGUUGUCUUGGCAACAUGAGUGAGGUUUUCUUCAUAGUCAAUGCUACAUUUUUGUUGAAUGCAUCCUAUACAUCUUGUUUUGUACCUUUCAACAGAACUAUGAGAUUUAUUUUAGAUAUUAUUACCCAUAUGCAACUAAGCAUUUGAGUAGUGAUAAAAAAACUUAUUUAUUUUAGAUACUAUUACCCAUUUGCAACUAAGAAUUUGCCUAGUGAUAAUAAAACUAACUCCCAUGUGGAUGCCAUAUGCAUUGCAGAAAGUUCCUCUUCCAUUGAUUGUUGUCAUUGAGGAUGAAGACUAUUGCAGGAGUAGGGUUAAAAUAAAAAAAACGUCGAAAAUAUAAAAGAACAUGAAAGUUACGACACUUAUUUGAGAAGAAAAACUCAUCAAAACACCUUAGGUAGCUGGUCUAUGAUCAUCUCUAUUAGUGCACUAAAUUCUUUGGCUGUAGAGAAUUUUAUUGAUUGACCAAUGUAAGUAUUUAUCUAAGCAAUAAUUUCUUGAUUGUUCACCUCCUAGUUUGAGAACCAUGCUGCAUAGUUUUCAGCUUUAGAAUAUGUAGGAAUCAGCAAGGGUCCUAUCACGUAGGCUUUCAUUUUCUUGUUUAGAAAGAAAAUUUUCAUUAGAUAUGCCCAAUUGGUGUAGUUAUCAUCGGUCACCCACACACAUGUUCUGAAAUAAAAAUUGAUACUAGCCAUUUCACUAGAUUUUGCCUUGAUGAUGGUGACAUAGAUUCUCUCAGCAUGUACCUUAAUAUCGGGAAUAUCAGUAAAAACAUUUUAAAAUAAGGGAUUUUUUUUGUUUGGAUCUACUGUUCAUUUGGUAGUUUUCACGGAAAUUUUGGUAUUUUAAAUGUCUUUAUGAAUGUUUAGUAUUUUAGUUUUUUUUUAAAAUUUUGGUGUCUUUUACAAUCCUCGAGGCCACCAAUGGUGGUGGAUGGUUUGAACGACGAAAUUUAAGGCCACAUGGAAGUUUUCUAUUGGUCCAACCUUUCCUUUAAAGUCGCUGUUAGAAAUUUUCUGAUGGUAAGUUUUCAACACUUUAGCUUAGUUUCUAUGGGAUCGUGAAUUUCGGGGCCAAGGCAGUUAUUCACAGAUAAGAUGGUGAAUUUCGGAUUGACAUGCUACUAAACAUUUCAUGGCCUUAGGUCAUGGAGAUUUAGACAUUUUUUUCAUUUCAGGCAAUUGUCACACACCCGACACUGCCCUCUGGCAGGACUCUAUCAUCUCCCCUAUUAGCAACCUCUUACCUCAGGCCUUCACAGUUUUCUCCCUCAAACACAGCCCUGUGUGUAAACCUUCUCUGGCGAGCCUCUGUGGCAGCCACGAUUGGGAGAUGCAGCUGGCUAGUCUGUGCUUUACGGGGGCUAGUCCUGAGCAUUUGUGGUAUUUCUCAGAGGCCGAGCCUUGGAAAAAUGGCUGGCCCAAGUUUAACUGUCAUGGGGUCUGGCCCUUCGACAACCCUACCUAUUUUUGUUUUAUUUAUAUUAGGGCAUCAUUAUCUAAAAUUCAGAAAUUUAGAUCUAUUAAAUGUAUUUACCGGUAGUCUUUGAACAUCCCUGGUCAGAACAUGUCGUGUUUAUUAUUGCAAGACUUCUGCAUUACGUUCUGUUAAGCUUAUAGAAUCUGUUUUCUGGGAAAAAAAAGGUGGACAUAUUUCGUGGAUAUACAGUACCAGGUUCUCCAGUAUUCAGACAAGUUUUUGGAGGACAAUUCAUCGGACAGGUGUGAUCUGAUUUGAUUUGGUUUUAUCUGUCGUAUUUUCUGCAUGCCUGCUAUUAUUUACAGCUUUAUUUUUUAUUUUAAGUGAUCUAAAUAUCAUGGAUAUUAACACUCUAAGCUAAUAUGUUGCCUCUUGUUUACACCAUUGCUAUCUUUGUCUCAUUCUUCAUGUCUUCUACCAGAUGGCUGGUAAUCAUGAAUCUGGACAAAAGAAGCAUAGAUUGGGUCUCACCUGCGCCCGUGUACAAGACGAUAUCAAUAAUCGGAAAGAAAUAUAGGACUAGUGUAACAUUAAACUGUACAGGGAUUUUAUUUUUAGGAGCUCUUUAUGCAUGAUGAUUGACCUAAUCUAUCUCAUCUAAAUCAUGUCGGGAUAGGAUAGCACCUUAUCAUUGCACACUGUUUUGCACAUUCUUUAUGAUUAUCCCAUUGAAGUGCUUGUUGGGAUUCAAAAUUUUGACUGAAACUGGUGUAAGAUUAUUGUUCGUUUGAUGUAUAUCAGAUUUAGUACCAAAAGAGUGUCGAUUUCCUUUCUGGAAUUCAAAGAUAGAAAUCUUUCUAGGGUCCAUUUAGUUUGUUAACCUUUCAAAAUAUUCUGGGAGGUUAAAAAUGGUGCAGCCUUUCCAUGAAGAAAACUUUCUCACGUAGAGAUGAUGUACAGAAUUUAGUCUACAUGGAACACCUGUAUUGUGAAUUGUCCGAUAAUUUCAACUAAGUUAUCGGAAUUUUGUUCAAAUACAUGCAGAGGUAUGAAGUGUUAAUCUACUUCAUUCAGAGCAAGUAUCUCACAUCUAGAAAUACUUUAGGCACGUGAUUUGACUGAAACAUUGAUCGAAUAGUCUUUUGACGUCUAUGUGGUACUCAUUUAUUCAGGUUGCUCCUUAGUGGAAGAAGCAUUCGUCUGCUCUAACGUGCAUAUCAUUAUGUUCUUGCACUCCUCUCAACUGUUUUAUGCAGGCACUGGCAGCAGCCUCUAAGACUGUCGACUGCCUAAAACUUGCACACAGCUUACAUGCAUAUUUUAUCAUUGCUGGGGAUAGAAAUAGUAAGUAUUUUGCGUAUCUUUUUGCAUUUCCUAUGAAUAGUACUGAUUUGUUAUGGGGAGACUAUGACCACAGUGUGAACCGUGCCUUCAAAUUUUUAGUCAAAAUAUUGUGAUGGAUUUCGUGCAUAUUUUCCAUAAAUGUUUUCAAUCUUUGUGUCAUUUUCAUACAUCAUAUAGUAGGGUUACCUAGCGGUUGUUUAAUUUCCUUUAUUAGUCAUUUAAGGAAAGAAGAGUAAUAUAAAGAGACCUAGGGUAGCCAAAAUCUUAGAUUACAGACUGAGAUGGAGGUUUGGUUGAUUAUUUUUUCUACUUAUUGAGAUAUUUUCUUCAUCUCAUUAUACAUUGGGAACUUGGUCAUAUUUUCGUCCGAACAUUCCGUCACAAGAAAAAGAAUUAGUCGUACUGUUUUAAUAGUCUCAGUACAUGAGGUCAUUGAUUGAAUUUAGAUUUUUUUUGAUAUAUGUAGUCUAAUGACGUAUUUGCCUUACAAUAUUGGUCUUUAAACAUAGCUAGGUGGCUCAAGAUGAGGUGCUAAUUUGGUUCAUGUACUCUAAAGAUUUUAGUGGGGUAUAUUGAAUGUCGAAAAAUGUUGAGAAAUAGUUAUGCUUCCUUUUCUGUGUUACGGUUGGUUGAAACUCGUUCCACUUUGGGCCACUAACCCGUUAGAUUUUGGACCCAAUUUAGGUCCUCGAAACCUGUACUAUUGAGUUCAUUUGUAGCAUUAUCCUUGAAGACGAAAAGGUGUGAGAAAGAAAGGAAACUCUCUACUGUUCGGCUAGUGUUUCUAGGUUUUUUUCUCCAUAUAUUCUCUCCUCUAUCUCAACACCUAAGAUUUUCCAAGUGUUUCUCAUUGCUCCCUUCAAUCUAAGAUUUUGUGACAUGAAUGAGCAAAGUGAACUUAUACCGACCUCACUUAUCCAUUUUAAGGUAACAUUUUGUUAAAAUCACUAACAAUGAGUGCAUGAAAUUUUUAGUGGUCAAUCAAUUUUGAACAACUAAGUUUCCAAUCGUACCUAUGAGUGUUUCCACCAGGUCUCCUGUAAACUUGUUAAAAAGUUGGUUAUCUUAAGGUACCGAUCAAACAUUUUUACACUUACAAGCCUUGCUUAAUAGUUUGUUCUAGAAUGUUGUAAAAGAUUGAAAAACUUGCGCAAUCCUCAAAUAUAAUUUGGGUUGGCACAAUGAGUGUGUAGAGCUCACUAGAACUUUGUUGAAAUGACUUGAAUGUUUGUGAGCGUUCUAUAAAUGUUUUUUGGAUUUGAAAAAUUUGAUAAUACAGAAGCUCAUAACUAUCACAUUUAAGGUGUCUUUUAAGCUUAAAAAAGUUUAUAAUAUUCUCCAAGCAAGUAUCAAUAGUCGGAACUUGUUCUCAUCUUAUCCAUGUAAUGCCAACGCUUGGUUAUUUUCUGUCGACUCUCAAAUUUCUAAUGUCAAAUUUUCUAUUAGGUUUUAUAAUGUACGGUCUUUGUGUUGACCUCUUUGUAAAUAGCUUUUUGUUUAGCACACGUGUUUUCUCCUAGGAGUGAGCACUUUUGAUCAUAAGUCGUUGUUUCAGUACAUGCAUCAACACUUUGAGUUGUUCACAAUUAAAAUUUUUGAUAGUUAUACCCUUUAGCUUGACUGCUAUGUUAAAUUUCAUGUAAUAGGUAAACUAAGUGUCUUUAGCUCAUCAGAAUAUUUACAAUAUUCUAUUAUUAUUUCAUAUCCAAUUAUUUCCCCGUUAUAUGUGUGCCUAUAACUCAUCGAAAUUAAUAGUGAAAACUUUUAACAUUAUUUCAUACCAACAUACUGCAUGUUGGGAGUGCCCUUGAAGCAUUUAAAUCAAGCACAUAAGGUUUCAGUGUUCAGAGAAAUGGAAUGAAAAAAAAAGAAAUGUAUCAGUCGCGGGAAACGAUUGGGUUUAAAUUGUUUAGGCUCGUCUGAACUCUUCUAAUAUAUUUCUCGAGUAUCAUUAACGGUAAUAGACACCAGUUUACUAGGUCGCUAUUAUACCACUAGGCUUUUGGGUUUUCUCCCUACUAAAACACACUUCUUGAGGUUCUUUCUCAACUACCAUGAUAUUUAUUUCAUAGAAUGUUUCACUGUGUUAUCAAAUGAAUAAUAAAAUAAGCUUUUAUGAUGCCUAGUAGGCAUGAGACGCUUCAAUAACCAAAUGUAUCCAAUAUCUAUGGAGGAUUCUACUGUUCCUUUCUUUUUUGGUGGGUUGGCAAGCAGUUAUCCACCGUUGGUUUGACUCCAACAUUUUUCUCUUCAUGUUUUUUUUAAAGGGUUCAAAAACUGAGUCAAGACAUAGUUUAAACAGAUGUUAGUACACAGUGUUGAUCCCUGGGACGAAACAUUAAUCAUCCAGUUAUAUUUAGGGCUGAUAAUUAUGAAAGUUAGUGAUAAAUAAUUUUUCACAUUAAAAUCCUCUGUGGAUGAGGGUUGGGGACUCAUUAGUUCGAUAUAGCCAUGACAAGUUUAAGCUUUCUCUUUUCUCCUUUCUAUGUCACCUAGCCUCGAUCCAAGCUUAUGACGGGUUCUAUCUCUCUUCCCCCUUGGCUGAGAACUGAAGUACGUGAGGGGCUCUCUCUUUCUUUCUAUAGGCUGCUCCACUGUGUCCCAUGUAUCUAUAAAGGUUCUUAGAGCUUCCUCCAGAUAAGGGGGCAGAAUAUGUGGAUUCCACUUCGGAACCGGUUCCCUGAUCUCUUCCUUUUAGGAUAAGUGCGUCUGUCUAAACAUGGGAAGAACUGCAGCCGCAAUUACCCAUGGAACAUUAAAACUCAAACCCCCUGCCAUCUGCCUUUGAUUAUGUGGGUUCACACGCUACCAUAGCUGCUGUGCUACAGCUUGCAACAGCUGUUUGAUUAAAUUACUCGUUUGCAUUGUACAGUGCCAAUUGUUUAUCAUGUUCAUCAUUUACGGGAUGGCAAGAGCUUUGCUACCAGGAGAGUAGAUGCUACCCAGAAAGGUGUUGUGGUGUUUUCUCUAGUUGCUUCUUUUCAGGUAUUCCCAUUUAUAUAUUCUGAAGCUUCCAUUCUCUUUUGAAUGUUGCAACAAGUUUUUGGUUUCAUGGAAGAUACGCCUGCUUGGGCUCUGGUAUUUGUUCCAACAGGACGGCCUUAUUUUAACACAAACCAAACAAGAAUAAACGUUUGGAAAAAAAUCUUUUCUACUUCUCAAAUCAUAGAACGAUUGUUAGUCGUGUAAAGUCACCCUGGCCACAAAAAACGAAAACCAUCUAGGUGAAGGAAACUAAGAAAUUAGGAAACUGACCAACAGAGGCUAGAUCCUAAUUACACGUUCUUCCCACAUAUUCGAUAAACAUUCUUUCUUUUUAAUCCUUAAGAAAGAACAUGCAGGUUUCUAGUGAUGCACUUUGAUCUGGAUGCAUAAUCUAUCAGAUGACUUAUUUGGUAGUUGCAACUGCAAUACCUAUUAUGAUAUUUUAUCACAUUUUACCAAAGGUUGUGGGUUGUCAAAUUGUAGGUGACAGCAGUCGGACAAUACUUUGAGGGAUUUGAACAGUUGAACUAGUUUUUGGCGCCCCAAGUUUUGAUUGGGACUUGAACAAGAAGUCAGUGGACACCAGGCUGAUACACCUUAAUUAUGCAAAUCACUCAACACUGAGAUGACAAUGCAACAUAUGCUUUUGUGUGGGGUCAAUGAGUAGAGAAAACAAAGUCUCAAGCCUUCUUGAUCACCAAUGACCGUUGGCUAAUUUAUCCAACAUUUUGGCUUUUUUGGUCUGGUUGGGAAUUUCGGGAGGUCGCAAGUUUUAGUAUUUGGCUUUACAAAAGAAAUGGAUUCCAUAUAAAUCCAUAUUAGCAUGUCAAUCCACAGUCGAGGGACUUUUCAAUCGCAUCUUUGGGGAGAACGAGUUACAGUAUAAUCUGUCUAUGAUCAACAUUAGUUUGGCGCAUACUCAAUGAACUUAAAAAUAUGAACAUAUCCUUACGACAAAGUGAUUUUUGCUAAUUUGACUUCUCAAUCGCAUUUUAUGUUUUGUUACAUGAUGUGUUCGUUUGAAUGGACAACUAGUGUGGAACUGUCAAUUUUUUCUUUGGUUUUAUCGAUGCUUGAAAUGAGGGCAUGUCUCAUAUAAGCAUGUUCAUGAUUUUUAGCUUGCGCUGCAUGCUCUACAUGUUUCAAAUUUUCAGUGUUAAUGUCUUUUUCGUCACGAGUAAUAUCCCUGAAAAUAUUUUAUACAUAUAUCAAAAACUCCAUGAUCCUGGUUAACAUUGGUGCUCUACGGAAAAUAAUAUAGCAAUGGUGGGUUCACAUAUCAAAAAAAAUAAUUUAUAAUCUAAUUCAGUGCUCUGUAAUGUCUUUCUCUGGUUCAGUAGUAAUAAUCUCUUGUUAAAUCUCGAAUGAAAAACCAUAGGGACCAUAUCGCUGAAAAGGAUUUGUUUUAGAGAUACGAUCAUUUGAGAAGGAUAAUGGCGUGAAAUAAGCUACACUAGGUUCAAGUUGUUAUAGAAGCUGGCAGUGAGAUAUAAAUUGGUUUGGAUCCAGGUUUCCAUUAUUGUAGGUAGCUUUAUAAACUAGCAUAAUCUGAGAACACUUAAUCAUCGAAUGAUAGCUUUGGAACGUAAUAUUUUUGCAGAAAGAAGAGCCUGGCUUUGAACAUCAACAUGCUGUGAUGCCUUUAGUGCCUGCUCCAGACGUGGUAGAGUUAUUUUAUAUUUGCCCAUAACUCUCUGAGAAGUAUUGAACUAAUUGUCUUGUUCUUGUAGCUUCUUUCGAUGGAAGACCUACGGGAUAUAAAGCUCACUGAUCCUCGUGUCCCCAUGUGAUGUUCUUAUCAACUUCAUUGCUUAAAUUUGUGCGUCUAUAUUUUCUGAUGUAUAGCUAAGACAAGCUUAAAUACCCCCCCUGUAUUAAUGUUUUUAUGAUCCACAUGGAAUCUUCAUCUUCUCCUAAUACUAUGAAAACUGAAACUUUGAGAACACUGUCAGGUACUAGGAAUGUUUAAUAUCAUAUUAGAGAAGCUGUCAUGUUUUAGCGAAGAAAUUGCCGUGAAAGAUUUGACCAUAAUUUGCCGGGAUUUAAUACUGAGAUGUAUGGAGUCCACCUGUGAUUCAGUCCACGUGUUCUUUUUUAGGUGUUAUGUACAAAGGAAUAUGACUAGUAGAAGUGUUUCCUAAGAGAUGAACUCAGGUUGUUUACUUCACCCAUAUGUAACAUGCUGCAUUUUUCCACAAAAUAAAUGCUUUGCCUUCAUUUUUCUUGUUAUAAAAAAGUGAUGUUUUCGGGGAAACUGCUAUAGAAGUAGACUAGGUAUUAAGAAUGUAUCAAGGAAUUUCUGGCCAAUGAAAUUAGUGUCUUGCCUAAUGAAAAUUGGCAUCAGGUUGUGAUGCUAGAGUUUUUAAUGGUAGCCUUCCGAAUUCUGGUGCUGGUUCUGGUUAAACCUGUGGAAAUAUUUUUUGAUAUGUUGUCUAAAUGGAUGAUAAGAAGAAAAAGAAACUGGUAGUCGUCGAUGUAAUCGUGUUGAUCUUCUGGUAUCCUAGUGGUAAGAGUCACCUAUGCAAAUUGAAAUGAAUAGAACUUCGUGAAAGGGAACAACUAUGGGAAUGGCACAUCACCAUAAAUGACAGGGCUAAAGAAAAUAGAACCACUGUUAGCUCCACGGGGGGGAUGACUUUUUGGUGAAGUUCCUGAGUGAAGCAUACUAUUAUGAAUUCUCUGAGGGGAUACCUGAUGAAGGGCUCUUCAUAUACUGUUAAUUGGCUUCGCUUUGCUCUUCUUUUUCUCUUUUCCCCUGCUUUCCACUUUUAUCCCUCAUAUUUCCUUGAACCUUCCUUUAAUGUGGUUUUCUGCCUUUUGACGUGCAUUAAUCUACUUGGUCAUUGUGACACCUAAUAAGAAAUAAUUUAGUAAAUAACCAUUUCAAAGAAUUGCAAAUAAACUCAUUCCUUUCUAUUGCAGCAUUUUGAGUAACGUCUGAUCGUGUUUGAUAAUUCUUGUGAUCCAAAGGAAGUCUAACAAAUAGAUGUGAACAGAACGUACCGGAACAAUGAGGCUAGGAGCGAUUUUUUACCAUGGCCCGUUGAGAUCAGGUUCUGUAUACCAAUCGAAAUGGCAAGAAAAUAUAGAUCUGAACCAAGGUUUGGUGCAUGAUUUCAGACUUGUUCUCCUUAUGUUCAUCACUUAGUUUUUACGUAGUAAUUGCAAGAGAUAAUGAAUGCUCUACUCAGAUGAAGUUGCAUCGUCUUUCAGUCUGAUGUACUGGUUCAGAAUAAGAGGGAAACUUUCUGAUGAUGCUGCUUUGCACCGGUUAGUAUGUACAAAGUUAGUGUCCGUUUGUUAUUUGGUUAUUUGUACCCUCUUGAGGAGGGUUAUAGUUAUUCUUUUAUUUAUGUAGAUUCUUCGUUGCACAGGCUGUGCACACUCAAUGAAGCGUGAUGCUACAUUUCAUCGCUCUAUCUGUUGCGAUGUACUGCAGCCAUAUACUGUGGUGCAUACUGUGAACAGAUUUAGUGCAGUGCUGAUUAAUUCUAUCCCUUUUUACUCUAUUGAAAAAUGUUUUUUUCUUCUUGGUAAUUCCUUAUGGUUCUGUUUGUCAUAGAGGCAGUUUCUGAUGUGGACGUGUUUAUAUUCUUAACAUAUUUGAAAAUUCUAUGCUGAAGAAAGAGUCACAUUUAGAAUCUAAGGUGGCGUGUUAAGAUUCUCAAUAUGAGCAAAAUAUCAUACAUGAUCAAGCGUAUCCCAAUCAGUUGUUUGAUUAAACAUAUUAGUAUGACUCUGAACUAAGUUAAGAAGAUAGUUGUCCUCAGUUAACCAUUAGGCUGAAUGUGCCUUAUUAUCUUGAAGAGAAGUAUCGUGACAUUUCUUGGAUUAGAAUACCACAAUUAAAAUGAACACAAAAAUGGACAGGGGAGGCGUGUUGCUGUAGGCUCGGCCUGGGGUUUGGGGGAGUUGAGGGAACAUGCCUCAACCACAGAAGCAGUCGAUCCCAGUAGUGAUUGGUAUUGCGAUAUUUCCAUGGAAAAUGAAUAAGUAGAAUAGCUGCUGAACUCCACUGCAGUAUUAAUACCAUCUGAAUGUCAUGGUUGCGACUGGCUGUUAGACAUCUGUUGGUGGGAAACUAAUAAAUAACCAUUCUUCUGAUUUUUUCUUGCAGUUCUCUUUUUCCAUGUACAGUUUAAUCAUAAUCUUUCUUAAAUCUAUUCUGCAGAUGUGCGAUUGCGUACGCUUCAGAUUUCUUAUUCAUGUCUAUCAGCUUGAAUCCCCAUCGUAAGAAGGGUUUGAAGAUCAUGUGCCUCAGUCUGGAUCAUUCGUACGUUCUUGAACUGUUAAAUACAUCUGUCGUGAACACUUUCAUUUUAUUAUGCUGUCGAUUUGAUUAUUUAUUCAUACAACUUUCAUAGAAUAGUGGUUUUUCUAAUUGUAUUUUUAUAUUAUUUCUUUCUGAAUUUAUUCAACUUUCCUACAUUGAUAUUGUUGGUCGCUUGGCAAGAGUUACGCUACCAGAGGGUGUGAAUAAUGCUCAAACCAAUCGAGACAAGACACAAUCACACAAGACUCAUGGGAUUUAUAGUGGUUCAAUCAACAGUCAGGGCCACCUUUUGAUCUCCACUUGGUUAUCUGCAGGUGACAUAUGGUGUUAACGAAGCCUUUAGUUAAAAAAGCUUCACUGAUGAACAGAAAAGAGAGAAUGAGAAACAAAACCUUCUAGCAAAGCUUGAAAAAUGAUUGGAGUAUGUUAGAGGCUUUGUAUUCUCAAGUUCUUCUCACCAGUGGGUUAUUUAUUAGGCUGAAAGGUAGGCAUGGUCAUGGCUUGAGGAAACCCGUACCGAGUUACCAACAAGAUUGAACCUCUACUUUCCGUUUUUUUUUUUUAUAAAUUUGAAUCUGCCAACACGUGUAGGUGGGCUUUCAAGAUUUUAUUCAUAUCUUAUAAAGUCAUCAGCACCUACCUUUGUCGACUCUAUGCAGUUUUGACUUUGUUUCGAACACAAUGCGCUGUCACAUAUCUUUUGGUUCUCUAUACCACAUUGAUGUUCCUGACUCCAAAAUCGACACUUAAAUUCACGACUGACUGAAUUUCUUCACAUAUCAUUGCUUUGUUUUUUUUUUUUUCACCGCAUGAUCAUUAAAUUUGAAGGACCCAACAUCAUAGUAAUUGCUUCAUUUUUAACAUAUUUUUAAUCUCUGAAAUCUGUAUUCCUGCAUUACAAUUAUGAUUUUAUUAAAUAUGAUUAAAAAAAACAAGUUUAGGUUCGAUUGAUGUCUAUAGAGACAUCUACAUAUCCUGGGCAGGUAUGCGGAUUUUUCAAAUGUAAUGGAAAAGUCAUACAUUUGAAAAAUAAAAUAAAAUGAAACAUGUCGUUGAAUACAGAUGGCUAUGAUCUCGGAGCAUACACUUCCUUUAUGUUGUCUACGUGGGAAGCUAGAAUAGUCUUGCGUUGAAAGAAACAUAUCAAAACGUUUGACUAAAGAGAUGUGUGGGUGGGUCUUCUCCCCUUUACUAGGAAUCGGUUUGGAUCUUUGGAUGACCCAAAAGCACAGCAGGCGUAAAAUUUACUUGACUAAUGCUAUUAUCUUUGUCCCUUGAGCUUGAAUUCCCUUGCCAACAGCUGACUAUCAGAGAAAAUGAGAGUGUGGCAGGCUUCAAUUGCAUUUUUCUGUUCUUCACCAAAAACGUGUCAGUCCAUUUCAUGAAGCAGCAGUUACUUUGUUCCCUGCACGUUUCUGCAAGUGUGAUUGGUUUCCUGGAGAACAAGGGAGAGAGAGAGAGAGAGAGAGAGAGAUAGAAGCUAUCUGCCUUUUGAGACAGAUCUGACCAUGAUUCUUCUUUUUCUGUCUUCUUCAGCAUGUGGUUCCACCGGGACUGCAGAGCCGACGACUGGCUGCUUUUCGUGGUAUCACUUUUGUUUUCUUCUUCUUCUUCUUCUUCUUCUUCUUCUUCUUCGUCUUUUGAUUCUCACUUCUCCCACAGAUGGAGAGCCCCUCUGCCUCCCGCGGCCGCGGGUUCGCUACCGGCCGCAUGUUCAACAGGAAGGGCGAGGUCUGAAGAUCCGCAUUCCCUGAGAGCUUGCUUUCUUCAGGAUUUUCUUGGCGCUGACUCUUCUCUGUGCUCCUGUUGACGCAGCUUAUCGUGUCCCUGGCCCAAGAGGGCCUUGUCCGGAAGGUUGCGCCGCCGAAUCGAGCCCCCCCUUCGAAGCUGUAG
Messenger RNA from Spirodela intermedia, 19066 nucleotides. The record is from the annotation of a GenBank genome assembly. NCBI's taxonomy places the organism in Eukaryota, Viridiplantae, Streptophyta, Magnoliopsida, Alismatales, Araceae.